This is a messenger RNA of Orbicella faveolata, 612 nucleotides long. RefSeq lists its product as uncharacterized. Gene Ontology annotation, cellular component: membrane. The record is from RefSeq and is a predicted model, not a curated record. Lineage: Eukaryota; Metazoa; Cnidaria; Anthozoa; Scleractinia; Merulinidae.
GUUCCGCAAGAAACACAACUAUCAUAGUCUAGUAUUCGUUUAAGGAGCCGACAGCGAGCACAAAAAAAAACGUCUAUUUUUCAAGGAGUUCACUCUUAAAGAUUAUAGAUCGCCGCAUCACUUAAGACUGGGCAAAAUGGAGACUGUAAACUGGAUGUAUCUGUUUGAUCCAGAGGGAAUGCUCAAACUUCUAGAACUGGCCCUUCUGUCCGCCGCAAUAGCCUGUGCAGCUCAGUACCACAAAGACGACGGCCUGUCAAACCUGUCUGAGUGGGAGUUUGAACGGGCAUCCCCGUUUUAUGUGGUGUUCGUUGUCGGACUUGCGGUCGUGUUUGUCGUGUUUGUCAGCUUUUUGUUUAACUUGAAUAAGAGGUGUGGAUCACCCAAGGGAUGGGCUCUGUUUGUAAGUAUAUCAGUGCUACUUUUUAUCUCAAUCUGCAAAGCAGAACACAAACUUUACUUUGUAGCGAUAUGCUCUACAUACAGUACGUUUUAACACUGUUCUGCCAUUAUCUCUUAAAAGUUAGCAUCGUCUGGUGUAGCUUUGAAUGCGCAGCACAAGGUUCCAUAGUUAAUUUUAAGAAUUAGAAAGAUGGUCGGGUCAAAAGAUGG